Loxodonta africana (African savanna elephant) is the source of this 2538-nucleotide messenger RNA. It is a transcript of the gene SLITRK2, whose product is annotated as SLIT and NTRK like family member 2. The transcript has a single exon. The record is from RefSeq and is a predicted model, not a curated record. Gene Ontology annotation, molecular function: protein binding. NCBI's taxonomy places the organism in Eukaryota, Metazoa, Chordata, Mammalia, Proboscidea, Elephantidae. The coding region runs from base 1 to 2538 and encodes 845 amino acids. Gene Ontology annotation, biological process: positive regulation of synapse assembly; regulation of presynapse assembly; axonogenesis. Gene Ontology annotation, cellular component: glutamatergic synapse; membrane.
AUGCUGAGCGGCGUCUGGGUCCUCAGUGUGUUAACCGUGGCCGGGAUCUUACAGACGGAGAGUCGCAAAACUGCCAAAGACAUUUGCAAGAUCCGCUGCCUGUGCGAAGAGAAGGAGAACGUUCUGAAUAUUAACUGUGAAAACAAAGGAUUUACAACUGUCAGCCUGCUCCAGCCCCCCCAGUACCGAAUCUAUCAGCUUUUCCUCAAUGGAAACCUCCUGACCAGACUGUACCCCAACGAGUUCGUCAAUUACUCCAACGCGGUGACUCUCCACCUAGGUAACAACGGGCUGCAGGAGAUCAGAACCGGGGCUUUCAGCGGCCUCAAAACCCUCAAGAGACUGCACCUCAACAACAACAAACUCGAGGUGCUGAGGGAGGACACUUUCCUGGGCCUGGAGAGCCUCGAGUACCUCCAGGCUGACUACAAUUACAUCAGUGCCAUCGAGGCAGGGGCCUUCAGCAAACUGAACAAGCUCAAAGUGCUCAUCCUGAACGACAACCUCCUGCUGUCGCUGCCCAGCAAUGUAUUCCGCUUUGUCCUGCUGACCCACUUAGACCUGAGGGGAAACAGGCUGAAAGUCAUGCCUUUCGCUGGUGUCCUUGAACACAUCGGAGGAAUCAUGGAGAUUCAGCUGGAGGAAAACCCAUGGAACUGCACCUGUGACUUGCUUCCCCUCAAGGCCUGGUUGGACACUAUAACUGUUUUUGUGGGGGAGAUUGUCUGCGAGACUCCCUUUAGAUUGCAUGGGAAAGAUGUGACCCAACUGACCAGACAAGACCUCUGUCCCAGGAAAAGUGCCGGCGACACCAGUCAGAGGGGCAACCAUGCUGACACCCACAUCCAAAGGCUGUCCCCUACAGUGAAUCCUGCUCUCAGCCCAACCAGGGCUCCAAAAGCCAGUCGGCCCCCCAAAAUGAGAAACCGUCCAACUCCUCGGGUCACUGUGUCGAAGGACAGGCAGAGCUUUGGCCCCAUCAUGGUAUACCAGACCAAGUCCCCUGUGCCCCUUACCUGCCCCAGUAGCUGUGUCUGCACCUCUCAGAGCUCAGACAACGGUCUAAACGUCAACUGCCAAGAAAGGAAAUUCACGAACAUCUCUGACCUGCAGCCCAAACCUACCAGUCCAAAGAAGCUCUACCUAACAGGGAACUAUCUUCAAACUGUCUAUAAGAAUGACCUCUUAGAAUACAGUUCUUUGGAUCUGUUGCAUUUAGGAAACAACAGGAUUGCAGUCAUUCAGGAAGGUGCCUUCACGAACCUGACCAGUUUACGCAGACUUUAUCUGAAUGGCAAUUACCUUGAAGUGCUGUACCCAGCUAUGUUUGAUGGACUGCAGAGCUUGCAGUAUCUCUAUUUAGAGUAUAAUGUCAUUAAGGAAAUUAAGCCGCUAACUUUUGAUGCUUUGAUUAACCUACAGCUACUGUUUCUGAAUAACAACCUGCUACGGUCCUUACCUGAUAAUAUAUUUGGAGGCACGGCCCUCACCAGGCUGAACCUGAGAAACAAUCAUUUUUCUCACCUGCCUGUAAAAGGGGUUCUGGAUCAGCUCCCUGCUUUUAUCCAGAUAGAUCUGCAAGAGAACCCAUGGGACUGUACCUGUGACAUCAUGGGGCUGAAGGACUGGACAGAACAUGCCAAUUCCCCUGUCAUCAUCAAUGAGGUGACCUGUGAAUCUCCUGCUAAGCACGCCGGGGAGAUACUGAAGUUUCUGGGGAGGGAGGCGAUUUGUCCAGACAGUCCCAACUUAUCAGAUGGAACCAUUCUGUCGAUGAACCACAAUACAGACACGCCUCGGUCACUGAGCGUGUCUCCCAGUUCCUAUCCUGAACUACACACCGAAGUUCCACUUUCCGUCUUAAUUUUAGGUUUGCUCGUUGUCUUUAUCUUAUCUGUCUGUUUUGGGGCCGGUUUAUUCGUCUUUGUCCUGAAACGCCGAAAGGGAGUGCCAAGUGGUCCCAGGAGUGCCAACAACUUAGACAUAAGUUCCUUCCAAUUACAGUAUGGGUCUUACAACACUGAGACUCAUGAUAAAACGGACGGCCACGUCUAUAACUACAUCCCCCCACCUGUGGGGCAGAUGUGCCAAAACCCUAUUUACAUGCAGAAAGAAGGAGACCCGGUAGCCUAUUACCGCAACCUGCAAGAGUUCAGCUACAGCAACUUGGAGGAGAAAAAAGAAGAGCCUGCCCCACUUGCUUACACUAUAAGUGCCACUGAGUUGCUGGAAAAGCAGGCCACACCGAGAGAGCCCGAGCUGCUGUAUCAGAAUAUUGCUGAGCGCGGCAAGGAGCUCCCCAGCGCCGGCCUCAUCCACUAUAACUUUUGUACCUUACCUAAAAGGCAGUUCGCCCCUUCCUAUGAAUCUCGACGCCAAAACCAAGACAGAAUCAAUAAAACCGUUUUAUAUGGAACUCCCAGGAAAUGCUUCGUGGGGCAGUCAAAACCCGACCACCCUUUACUGCAAGCUAAGCCCCAAUCAGAACCAGACUACCUCGAAGUUCUGGAAAAACAAACUGCCAUCAGCCAGCUGUGA